AGUUUGGCCGUUAUCACAUGCCACCAUUUACAACACAUUAUUGGAGCUCCGGACUUAAAGGACGGCAAUGCAAGCAAACAGGUGCAAAUGGCUGCUGCUGUUGCAGCUUCUAUUCGCAACAGCCGCAACAGCGCAGGUCUACAAGAGAGUUACAAAAGAUGAGACGUUAGGAAACUCCAGCGUUUCUAAGGCUGUGGAUAGCCUGUGCGAGUGCAGGUCGCUGUGCUUGGUUCAGCUCAACUGCACCGGUGCGUCGUACGACCAAAAUUCUUCGCUGUGCAACAUGACGGACGCUGCGCCUGAUGAUGUCACCGUCGUACCUCAAGCUGACGUCAUCACGCUUCUCAAGUUCCAAGUAUCACCGCAAGUGGACGCGAUAAACUACACCACGACGAAGUGCUCCUCACAGAUUGCUGGCCCUUCUCCUAAUGUGAUAUUCGUGACCCAGGCCACAACCAAAGAUGGGUCAGUGGCCAUCCAACGCAACCUGUGCAUUGCGGAAGGCGGGAAGCCGCUAUACAUCAAGACUGAGGAACAGCGCACUGCUGCUACUAAAGUCGUGAAUGAAUGCGGACAGUCUUAUUCAAAAACAAAAUACGCAUGGCUGACAGCGACCAACAAUGGAUAUAAUAAUUUGUUGGACCCGAGCAAACAGUUUCUGACCUGGCCUGACGGCACGAAAGUAACCGACCAGGUCUUCUCCUCACAUGACAUCUCUAACGUGAAAUGGUGGCUCCCUGCUUCUACAUACAACAAAAAUGGCAAAAUUACGGGUGGCUAUACAACAGCCUACAAGGUUCUACCGGUUCUCUGCCUUAAAUAA
Hyalella azteca is the source of this 823-nucleotide messenger RNA. RefSeq lists its product as uncharacterized. The coding region runs from base 68 to 823 and encodes 251 amino acids. NCBI's taxonomy places the organism in Eukaryota, Metazoa, Arthropoda, Malacostraca, Amphipoda, Hyalellidae. The transcript has 5 exons. The record is from RefSeq and is a predicted model, not a curated record.